UUUUGCUAGUUUUCUUACCCAUACACAUGCCGGGGUAUAAAUUAGAGGGCCUUAAUUUUCUGAAUAUGCUCCGUACAUGCUUUGCUGUUGCAAGUUGUGCUUGCGAAAUUUAAAAAAGUUAUUUGACUUUCGACUUUCGAGAGGUAAUUCAAAUUGUUUUUCUUUCUGCAGAUCGGUGUCCGUGUUUAUGUGUUUGUGUAGUUCGCUGUUGGCCGCUGCAUUUCUAGAAAUUCUAAAAAUGGGUUCGUCCGAAAACCUGAGUCUGGAUGAUUUGUUCAACGAAGUGCUCCGCGCCGAGAAGCGUAUCCGUCCGCAUUUUCCAAAUAAGACACCGGUGAUUACGAAUGAAGAUGCCGAUGCCAUUUCCGGAAAGCAAAUAUACUUCAAGUGCGAGAACCUGCAGAAAACGGGAGCAUUUAAGGCUCGAGGAGCAUUAAAUGCUAUCCUGGCUCAUCUGGAAAAAGAUCCGAAAUUGAGCGGAGUUGUUACCCACAGCAGUGGAAAUCACGGACAAGCUCUGGCAUGGGCGGCGAAACGAUGUGGGAUCGCCUGCACGGUGGUGGUGCCGGAAGGAACACCGUCCGCUAAGAUCGGGCUGAUUAAGAAGUACGGCGCUGAGUGCGUGGUCUGUCCUCCCACACCGACGGCCAGGAAAGAAACCUGCGCUCGCAUUGCCAAGGAGGAGAACAAAGUGGAAGUGCCGCCCUACGACGAUCUGUUGGUUAUCGCCGGCCAGGGAACGAUCGGGUUGGAGCUGCUGGAGCAGGUGCCGGAUGUGGAUAUGGUGAUAAUGCCCAUUUCCGGUGGUGGCAUGACGUCCGGUGUAUCCAUUGCUUUCGCAAAAAUGCAUCCUACCACGCAGGUGUGUCCAGUAGAACCCGUGGGCAAGGACCUGCAGCGCUGCCUAUCUUCCGGACAACGCCUGUGGCCCAAUCCCCCACAGUUCCUGCCCACUCUGGCAGAAGGCAUUCGCAUGCAGCAGCCGGGCGACAUUACCUUCCCGUUGAUGUGCCAGUACACGGCCCACACUGUUUUCACUGUGACAGACGCCGAGAUGGUGGCCGGCAUGAAGUGGGCCUGGCAGAAUCUGAAGCUGGUCAUUGAGGUCAGCGCGGCGGCCGGUGUGGCCGUUGUGCUGUCGGAGAGCUUUCGCAGUGUGCCGGGUCAUAAGGUGGCCGUAGUGUUGAGCGGCGGUAAUUGCACGGUGGACACGCUGUUAUGGGCGUGAAUUGAAUUUGUUCGGUUAAAGGCAUUAUUGAUUUUUUAUAUUUAAUUAGUGGAUUCCUUUCUUCACUUCUCCGGUGAGAUUGGCGGUUUUUGCUUGGUUGAAUCGAGGAAUUGUUGGCGCACUUAGGUGAAUUAAACGUAAUUUGGUUUA
This is a messenger RNA of Paramacrobiotus metropolitanus, 1378 nucleotides long. Its product is annotated as probable serine racemase. The record is from RefSeq and is a predicted model, not a curated record. Gene Ontology annotation, biological process: D-serine biosynthetic process; pyruvate biosynthetic process; L-serine metabolic process. The transcript is spliced from 8 exons. Gene Ontology annotation, molecular function: L-serine ammonia-lyase activity; threonine racemase activity; ATP binding. The coding region runs from base 77 to 1228 and encodes 383 amino acids. NCBI's taxonomy places the organism in Eukaryota, Metazoa, Tardigrada, Eutardigrada, Parachela, Macrobiotidae.